AUGUAUGUGGGCAUUGUCAAUCGUGAGUAUGGGCGUUUUCAACGCGGUUCUGUUACUGAAGACCAGUUUAAAUGCCUUAUAUUUAUCUGUGGCCUCCAGUGCUCCAAGGAUGCUGAUAUCCGGACAUGUCUCCUGUCCAAAAUGCUGCAGAAUAACUCAAUAACACUCCAAAAGCUGGCAGCAGAGUGCCAAACGCUGCUCAACCUCAUGCUCGACUCCGCCAUCAUUCAGAACCCUGCCACAUCUUGCACAGUCCGUACGGAACCAUCGACCAAAUCGCAUCCCGUUUCGCGGCCCAAGCAAGUGUCCAAGGCGAGAUCUCCAUCUUCUCCCGGGGCGAGGCUGCUGCCUAAUGGACAGAGUAAGGACGACAUUGUCUCCCGAAUCGAUGCUGCCCGCUGGGUUUUCUCAAGCCUUCGGAAAUGCCAAUUGAUUCGACGUGAUCUCUCCAUCGCCACUAAGAUUCGCGUGUACCGUGCAUCUGUCCGGUAUGUCCUUCUCUACGGUUGUGAAUGCUGGGCUUUGCGCGUGGAGGAUGGGCGAAAACUGGAGGUAUUUGACCACUACUGCUUGAGGAUCCUCCUUCGAGUGAAGUUAACCGACUUCGUCUCAAAUGAGAUAGUCCGCGCUCGCUACGACAACAUCGCAAGGAUAACUCAGGCCAUCCAAGAAAGACGACUGAGGUGGUUCGGGCAUGUUCUUCGUCGUCCACCUCAGGAGCUCAGUGUUACUGCCCUCGAUCCGGCACCGUUGUGCCAUUGGAGGCGUCGAAGAGGGGGUCAGUUCAAAACCUGGCUCGAAACUGUCCGCCAAGACAUGGAGGUGGUUCUUGGACCUUCGGUAUUCGGUCUCCGUCGUUGGCGAAGGGAAUGGGUUGAGCUGUCUAGAUCUGCUGCCGCGGAUCGUCACGCGUGGAGAGGUACAGUUCGUGACAUCAUCGAGGCCGGCUAG
Molecule: messenger RNA, 951 nt
Organism: Spirometra erinaceieuropaei
Lineage: Eukaryota; Metazoa; Platyhelminthes; Cestoda; Diphyllobothriidea; Diphyllobothriidae
Source: the annotation of a GenBank genome assembly